CUUUCAGCACCAAGAACAGUUACUAAUGCAGCUUCAAGCGGGUUAAAAGAGCGGAGGAAACGCGAGUAAAAUGCAGAACAGCAGGACACUGAGAGCAGAUGAAAAUUAGGAAUAUAAUGCCUUCAAAAUCAUACUGAGACUCAGCAGCAGCAUUGCACUUCAAUGUUCCUUUGCCCCCCCCAAAGUUUUAUUUUUCAAAUGCAAAGCACAUGUGGCAGAGAUGUUAUAAAAAUCAACAGCCAUCCUUCUUUGAACAGCACUCAUUUGUCGACCCGCUGCAUGGCUCUAAACUGACACUGGGUGGGGACUGAUGGUCGCGUUCAUGUUGUGCACCUUCAGAUGUUCUGUCUACUCCUCUAACCAGAAGAACCUUCACUACUUUGACAGUUGCUGUAUCUUAAGCAAACAUGGUGAGGGAAAGGAAGAGAUCUUUUUCCUGCCAAUGCUUCUUUCUACUGACAGCAAAAUGCUGCUGGCUGCUCACUUCCAUGCAAAAAACAGAGGCCCAGGAACAUGCCCACUCCAUCCGCCUGGAAGGUGAUAUCAUUUUGGGAGGACUUUUCCCUGUUCAUUCUAGAGGAGAUCGAGGUGUGCCUUGUGGGGAUUUGAAGAAGGAAAAAGGGAUCCAUAGACUGGAAGCUAUGCUUUAUGCCAUAGACCAGAUCAAUAAGGAUCCUGACCUCCUUCCUAAUAUCACGCUUGGUGCCCGGAUCCUUGACACUUGUUCCAGGGACACUUAUGCCUUGGAGCAGUCUUUGACAUUUGUGCAAGCUCUCAUUGAGAAAGAUGCAUCAGACGUAAGGUGUGCCAAUGGGGAUCCCCCUAUCUUCGCCAAGCCUGACAAGAUCGUUGGAGUAAUAGGUGCUGCUGCAAGUUCAGUGUCAAUUAUGGUUGCCAAUAUUCUAAGACUUUUUAAGAUACCUCAGAUAAGCUAUGCAUCUACAGCCCCUGAAUUGAGUGACAACACCAGGUAUGACUUUUUCUCUCGAGUGGUCCCACCCGACUCAUAUCAAGCGCAAGCCAUGCUUGAUAUUGUCACAGAUAUGGGGUGGAAUUUUGUGUCGACCCUGGCUUCCGAAGGUAACUAUGGAGAGAGUGGCGUGGACGCAUUUAUACAGAUCUCAAGGGAAUCUGGUGGUGUUUGCAUUGCACAGUCACUGAAAAUCCCUCGAGAACCGAAACCAGGAGAAUUUGACAAGAUAAUCCAACGCUUGUUGGAAACCACAAACGCCCGUGCUGUGAUUAUGUUUGCAAAUGAAGAUGACAUCAGGCGGGUGCUGGAAGCAGCCAAAAGGAUGAAUCAAACUGGCCAUUUCCUCUGGGUUGGUUCUGAUAGCUGGGGCUCCAAAAUCGCACCAGUUGUUCAGCAAGAAGAGGUGGCAGAAGGAGCUGUCACAAUUCUGCCCAGAAGAGCUUCUAUCUAUGGCUUUGAUAGAUAUUUUAGGAGUCGGUCACUAGCUAACAACAGACGAAACGUAUGGUUUGCAGAGUUCUGGGAAGAGAAUUUUGGAUGUAAAUUAGGAUCACAUGGCAAGAGAGUUGGUAAUCUCAAGAAAUGCACAGGGUUAGAAAAGAUUGGGAGGGAUUCCAGUUUUGAGCAAGAAGGGAAAGUGCAGUUUGUUAUUGAUGCUGUGUAUGCCAUGGCUCAGUCGUUACACAGAAUGCACAAAGACCUCUGCCCUGGAUAUAUUGGUCUUUGUCCAAAAAUGAGCAACAUUGAUGGAAAGGAGCUACUUAGUUGCAUCCGGGCUGUAAACUUUAAUGGAAGUGCAGGAACCCCUGUCGUUUUCAAUGAGAAUGGAGAUGCUCCUGGACGCUAUGACAUUUUCCAGUAUCAAAUCAUCAAUAGGUCUAAGGCAGAAUACAAGGUUAUUGGACACUGGGCUGAUCAACUUUACUUAAAUCGAAAUGAUAUGCAGUGGACUAGAGGGGAUCCCUCUGUUCCAGUCUCUGUUUGCAGUUUUCCUUGUAAGCCUGGUGAAAGAAAGAAGACUGUAAAGGGAGUACCAUGCUGCUGGCACUGCGAGCGCUGUGAAGGCUACCAUUACCAGGCGAAUGAGUUCACCUGCGAAUUGUGUCCCUAUGAAGAGAGGCCCAAUGAGAACCACACAGGCUGCCAACCAAUUCCCAUAAUCAAGCUGGAAUGGCAUUCCCCUUGGGCAAUUGUGCCCGUCUUCCUUUCCAUGCUGGGGAUAAUUGCCACUACCUUUGCUAUUGUGACCUUUGUGCGUUACAACGACACACCCAUUGUAAGGGCUUCAGGCAGGGAACUGAGCUAUGUGCUGUUGACUGGGAUAUUCCUCUGUUAUGCAAUCACUUUUCUCAUGAUUGCGACCCCUGACACUGGUGUAUGUUCUCUCCGGCGUAUCUUCUUAGGACUCGGCAUGUGCUUCAGCUAUGCUGCCUUGCUGACCAAAACCAACAGGAUCCAUCGCAUCUUUGAGCAAGGGAAGAAAUCUGUCAGUGCCCCCAGGUUUAUCAGCCCCGCCUCCCAGCUCGUCAUUACAUUCGCCCUCAUCUCCUUUCAGCUGCUGGGUGUCUUCAUCUGGUUCGCAGUGGACCCUCCCCAUAUCCUAGUGGACUUUGGGGAGCAGAGAACACCAGAUCCUAAGAACGCCAGAGGGGUCCUCAAAUGUGACAUUUCAGACCUUUCCCUCAUAUGUUCUCUUGGAUACAGUAUUCUUUUGAUGGUCACAUGCACUGUUUAUGCCAUUAAAACAAGAGGCGUGCCAGAGACCUUCAAUGAAGCCAAACCUAUUGGAUUUACUAUGUACACAACAUGCAUCAUUUGGUUAGCUUUCAUACCAAUAUUCUUUGGUACAGCACAGUCAGCAGAAAGGAUGUAUAUCCAGACCACAACUCUUACGAUCUCCUUAAGCUUAAGUGCUUCAGUCUCUCUGGGCAUGCUCUACAUGCCUAAGGUUUACAUUAUCAUCUUCCACCCAGAGCAGAAUGUGCAAAAACGCAAGCGCAGCUUCAAAGCUGUUGUUACAGCAGCCACAAUGUCAAGCAAGCUGACACAAAAAGGAAGUGACAGACCAAAUGGGGAGGUCAAAACUGAACUCUGUGAAAGCCUUGAAACUAACACAUCAUCUACCAAGACAACAUACAUCAGCUACAGCAACCAUUCCGACUGAGUAGCUUUCAAAAUGGAUCUUCUGAAGAACACAAGGCUAAACAAAUCGUUUCUCAUGUAUGGAGACUUCAAGCAGCACCAAGGCAUGAGAUGUUGUAAGAUUGUCCACUGAAAAUGAAGAAUCCGCUUGGAGCCAAAAGUUUGUUUGCUUGUGUGCAUACAGAGAAAUUGACCAGCCAUAAAAGAACAAGGAAGAAGGUUGCAAGAAAGAUUUAAAAAAAAAAAAAAGAACAUUUAGCUUCUGGCAAAAAAAAGAAAAAAAGUUGCUAUCAGAGUCAACCAUAUUUGUUGUGAAUAUACUUGUAAGUAUUUUUUGUGGUUGUGAAAAUGUUCAUUCUUGUCCCACUUAGUCCAACCUGCAUAAUGAGAUGAGUUUGUCUCUUGUAACGUCUAACUGAAUUGAAGCCCUGGAUUGAAGCAUGACAAUUUUUAUACAAAUUAUUUAUUUAUAAUAAAGGAAUGUUUUGCAAAUGUUGAGCGUUGUUUGGUGCCAUUUUAAAUUAAGAACUGAAACAUAAAACAGCCUAUUGUGAAGGAAAAGAACGGCACCCCUAUCAUGUUAAACCAGUACCGGAGCCAGGAAUGUCACUUGAAGUUUGAGGUACAAUAGACAUUUAUUGCAGGUAUUUAGGAACACAAAAAUACAGAGAAAUACAGUCUUUCCCUCUGGACCAGGUAAACAGAAUUAUUAGCAGAAACCCGGCCUAGCAUAAGACUAUAUGGAUUAGGCAAAACCUUUCUCCUAUCCCCUUCCUAUAUUUCCUAGACACCUUUUCUCAGCCUUCUCCUUAAUUUAGACUGAACAGGUGCAAAACCUGAGCAUCGCCCAGCCUAGUUCUUAAAAGCCCUUACUUAGGUUUUUUUAUUUAUAUUAAAAUACUGAUUUAGUUACAUUAUCACCAAAAAAUACAUAAAUAAAAAAUUAAUUAGUUAAAUAACCAAGGUUUACCAAGGUAAACAAGCCCCUGGUCCGCGUUCUCGUGCAUGCCAGUUUUCAAAGCAUGCGGCUUGUGUAGGCAUGCUCCCUCUCCCAGCCUCAUUGUUACCACUGCAAGUGACCCUUUCCAUGCUACUAAGCAUUCAUUAGUAUUGUUAUUAUUGUUACCAUUAUUGUCAAUAUCAAUAUCCACUGAUUCACAGACACCAGGUUGUGAACCAGUCACGACAAACAAACUGGACUGCAGAAGGCCAUUAUGUGAUUGAAGGGAUGUCUAGGCUAAGGGGUCAAUUUGCACAUGACCAGUGUGGCUCAGACUCAAACACUAUGUCAGAGUAAGAAACAUUGCACAGCCAUGCUUUAUGGGGAAAGAGGAGAGAAGUUGCAGAUGCGAGCCUAAAGAAACAAACGUAAGCUCUGUUUUGUUAAACUUCCUCAUCUAUAAAUAUUCAAUAUUCAGAUGUUUUAAGUUAUAAACUAUUUUAAUUAUUACUUUACCACAAAUCAUAUCCCAGUAUUAAAAAUGAAAGAUUUCUGUG
Molecule: messenger RNA, 4612 nt
Organism: Polyodon spathula (Mississippi paddlefish)
Lineage: Eukaryota; Metazoa; Chordata; Actinopteri; Acipenseriformes; Polyodontidae
Product: metabotropic glutamate receptor 8-like
Exons: 11
Coding region: 408-3137 (909 amino acids)
Biological process (GO): G protein-coupled glutamate receptor signaling pathway; regulation of synaptic transmission, glutamatergic
Cellular component (GO): membrane
Molecular function (GO): group III metabotropic glutamate receptor activity
Source: RefSeq, a predicted model, not a curated record